AUGGCGACUCGGACAGUGGUUAAAGAUAGCGAAAUCGCGUUCAAUACGACGGUUUCGAUAAUUGGCGCCGCCGGCACAGUAUCAUCUUUUGCUUCUAAAGCCUCUGGAACCCUUGCACCAUUUCUGCCGUUGAUCAGUAGUAUCUUUGCGCUUUCCAAGGAAAUUAUAGACCUGUAUGAAAAUGCUCACCAUAAUAGGCGCACCUGUGGUUUUCUGCUACAACGAGCUGCAUUGGCAAAGACCGCCGUAGAAAUUUUUGUGGCAAGAGCAAAUGAAUUCAAGUCGCAAUGCAAGUCAAAAGAGUUUUUAGACAAUUUUGAAGGAUUGGUGGCAGUUGUUGAAAAAAUCAGGGAUUUUGUUAAGGAAUUUUCGCGAUUUUCACUGUUUAAGAAAAUGCUGCAUGCAAGUGACAUUAAAGAUAGAUUCAAGGAACUCACGGAAGAGUUUGAUGGCCGUAUAAGUAUACUAAAUUUUUCAAUAAGCGUCCAAAGCCAUUGCGAGAUGGAUGCCAUCCAAAAUGAUAUAAAGGACCUGAAGACCUAUCUAGAAAAUAUCCAUGGAGAUCGGCUUGCCGUAGGCAAGGAGGCGUUUAACGAAAUCAAUAUGACAUAUAAAAAGUACCGUGAACAGACAUUACGGUUGGACGAUGUGGAGGGAAAGGUUAUGAUUUCCGCUAAACAAAUCCAACAGUUAAAUGGAGAUGGAAGGGGCGAGUAUUGCAAAGCGUAUCGUACCUCCAAUGGAACGAAAGAGGUUGUCGCACUGAAACGUUGGCUAACAGCGCCAAAAGAUGAUGAGAAAUUCAAAAGAGACUUGAUGAUCCGAACAUUUAUAUACCAGCAGAUGAAAUUUGCUAAAAACAUUUGGCCGGAAUAUGGAACGUUGGUCGAAGCAUACACGAACAAUCCGGAUGCGUUUACGUGGAAAGUAAAAGCAGAAAUUGCCGUGGACGUUAUUAGAGGGUUGACUUUCUUGCACUCGAUAUCGAUCUUCCAUCAUCAAAUCUCAUCGACUAAUGUAAUAAUUACAAGGGGGUAUACGGCCAAAAUCACGAAUUUUGAGUACAGUCGAGAUCAAGACGAUGUAAGCGUCCCCAUAAACGACACAUUACAAUAUUUACGCUAUUUGGCCCCUGAGAAGAUACCUACAACAACAGAAAUCCAGCCACAAUACGAUGAGAAAUGUGAGAUAUACAGCCUCGGAAUACUUCUUUGGGAAAUUGGAGAAUGUAAAUUACCGUUCUCCGAAUAUAAUGACCCUCUGGAAUUAGGUGGGUUACUGCAAAAAGGAAACAUCUCACUUACAUUUAGACAGGAUACUCCUUCUAAAUGGGAAAAAGCUACUCUUGAAGCUGCCCACUAUAUUCCAACCAUGCGCCCUAUGUUGAGUCAACUGUUCACGACCUUCUUUGACAUGUGUGAGAACAUGAAAUUCGCAGACCCUCCCGCUUCUAUGCUCGUAUCAAACGAAGUAGACGUAGCCAUGAUAAAUGAAAUGAACGCAGCAACAUCCAUUUGGACGGUAGAACAAGCUAUCGCGGAACAUAAACUACGGGAUAGAGGCGAUCGUCGAAAAGCAUUUCAAGUAUUCAAGACACACGCCGAAGCCGGUGAUGCUCUUGCCAAAUAUUAUUACGGAUAUUAUUUGUAUCAUUAUAGAUAUGAUAGAGAGUCUGGAACGAGCGAGACACCCGAAGAGGAGAAGGAAAGAUUUAAAAAGGCUGCAAUGGCGUUUAAUGAAGCAAGUGAUGAAAUUCCUGAAGCACAAGGCAGAUACGGAGCUUGUUUGUUAGAUGGGGUCGGCGUGGAACAAAAUCAUAACGAAGCUAUCGAAUAUCUUCAAAAGGCUGCUAAAAGAAAUAGCUCAACCGGUCUUUUUCUGCUGGGAAAAUUACAUUAUUUAGGAGCGAGAGGCGUUGCGAAGGAUGUGAAUAUGGGAACGCUUUAUCUCAGAAAGGCCGUUAAAGUCGAAGAUGUAUAUGUGCAAGAAGUAUACGCGCUCAAAGUGUAA
Molecule: messenger RNA, 2010 nt
Organism: Paraglomus occultum
Lineage: Eukaryota; Fungi; Glomeromycota; Glomeromycetes; Paraglomerales; Paraglomeraceae
Source: the annotation of a GenBank genome assembly